Clarias gariepinus (North African catfish) is the source of this 7708-nucleotide messenger RNA. It is a transcript of the gene urb1, whose product is annotated as URB1 ribosome biogenesis homolog. Gene Ontology annotation, cellular component: nucleolus. The record is from RefSeq and is a predicted model, not a curated record. Gene Ontology annotation, biological process: maturation of LSU-rRNA from tricistronic rRNA transcript (SSU-rRNA, 5.8S rRNA, LSU-rRNA); maturation of 5.8S rRNA from tricistronic rRNA transcript (SSU-rRNA, 5.8S rRNA, LSU-rRNA). Lineage: Eukaryota; Metazoa; Chordata; Actinopteri; Siluriformes; Clariidae. The coding region runs from base 74 to 6778 and encodes 2234 amino acids. The transcript has 41 exons.
CACAAAACAUAAGAGAAGAAGAAAACCACGUGUAUCAAUGCUUCUUCGGCUUCUGCGCAAUUAAAGUUAAAACAUGGCAAAUAAACGUCAAAACGCUGAUUUAAAUUUUCUCAUACCAGAGAAGAAAGCUAAAGAUAGUAACAGCGAGUUUAAUGGGACUGUUUUCAAAUCCAUGCUAAAGGAUCCCAGUAAAGCGUUUAAGGCCUUGGAAACCUUCAUCCAAAUUGCAAAAAAACUUCCAUGUGCAGACAUGUACGAUGUAGUUGAGGGUUACUUAAAAAUCUCAGCAGAAUGUGCAGAAAUAUUCACCUUACUUGAAGGGGGUACCCCUUCUGAGACAGAGCUGAUGCUGAUAUUUCAGAGCUUAGAGUUGAUUUUGUUACGGACAGCAAGUGACCUUUCUCGUUUCAACCUUAUGGGGUCCAGCAUUGUGAAGAAGACUGUCUCGUCACACAUGAAGCUGCUUCAAUCCUCUUUGUAUUCCGGGAAUCGUCAGUUUGUCCGACAGUGCCUUUGUUUCAUGACAGCAAUGGUGUCUCAGGGCACUGAAGCAACAAGUGAAAUAUUGAGCAGUUUGGUCUUCAACAAAAGUAUCUAUGGUCUUGCUCGCAUGAGAGACAGAACUGGUCGACCAGAUGUUCGCAUGUCCUAUAUCCAGUUUGCCCUCUCGUUUCUCAUGUAUGGCGACACUGGAACUAUAGUUCAUGUUCUGGACAACAAAGAUUUUCUGUCAGAAAUCUUAAACACGGGUAUAAAAGAAGACAGAAUGUCAACAAUCAGUCUGAUUCUGUCUACCUUGCAGACUAAGAUUGUGCAAAAUACUGCUAUUAGCAAAACCUGUAAGUUACGUUUCUUUACUGCUUCCACUUUGACUCGGAUUGCUUCUCUGUACAAAUGGAAUGGGCCUGUGGAUAUAGCCACUGAUCAUAUUGUGGCCAUGACUGAACAGGAAAGGGGAAGGCAUUUUGUCCGGGAGUCUGUUCACAGCUUUCUUCUUGAUGUCUGCUGCUCUCACAAACAUGGUAUCAGCUUCCAUGACCUAAGCCUGGGGACAGCCGGAAGAGCUGGAAAUCUAGUCCUGCUGCAGUUUGUGGUGAGCCUUAAGCAGGCCCUUGAGGAUGAAAAAGUUGCUGACCUGCUUGUCAGCAUUUUGAAGUGCAACCCUGAUAUUCUACAUCGUUACUUUAAGGAAUCACAACUCUGCUUCACUCCACGCAUGAAGGGAGCCUGGUUGGACAGUAUUGCAUUGCUCAAGAAAAUCUAUCAGUCUCAGCCUGAGGUUUCUCAGGCAUUCCAAUACCAAGAAGUAGUUCCUGUUCCUCGUUUCCUCAGCAUGGUUCUAGUUACAUCUCUCCCUCCAGUCUGCAACAAGGCCUUUUUUACUCAGGGCCUCAAUUUACGCAGUGUGGUGGGGCAGCAUGCUACACUCACUGUGAUGGCUUUUGUCUUGAGGAGAGCUCAGAAGAACAUAGAGCACUGUGUGGAAAGACCCGUGUUGGAUAAUGUGGAUGGGCACAGUGUCAAUGCCAAGGAAGAGUUUGUCCAGCUUUACAGGGAAGCACUGAGUAAGGUUUUACCAGACAUCAUGACAAUUGUAUCAAUGUGGCAGUCGCUGUCAAAGAAUGAGAGUGAAGAGCUUGAGGUACAGAAGGGUUUGACAAAACUAAAAACAGAGGAGGUUGAAACUCAAGACCAGGAUGAUCAAAGUCACGAGCUGAUCUUGUUUAAGGUUCUGCUACUGCAGGUGAUCAUCUUGUAUCAAAAAGUUCUUCCACACCUUGUUACUGAAACCAAGUUUGACUUCAGCAAAAUGUUAAAAGGCAUUGUAUCGGAGAAAGGAAUGAAAGAGGAUGUCCCUCCCAUCUUGCAGUAUCAAUUACUGCAGCUGGCACUGGAGCUGCCUGCUAACAAGUUUUCUUGGUUCCGCUUUCAGGAUGUACUGGCUCCAGAGUGCGCAGGGCGUGAACGUUCUGUAUUAUAUGUGCUGCUAAAGAUGUUUGUCAACACCAGCAACUCUCAACUGGGGGCCACAACGCGGAUGCUACUCCUUAAGGUUCUGAAAGAAAGUAGUGCAUUUGAGCACAACUGGAAAGAGUUGGAACUUUGGCUCGAUCAACUGCUGCACUUGGAAUCUUCACAGCAAGAGACAGUUGUUCAGUUUUUAGACUUGGUUCUGACGAGGGUGGUGUUGAAUCCUUGCAUUUACAUGGAUAAAGUUGCAGUUAUGAUUCAGGAGGCUGUGCAUCAUCAGGCUAAAAUUAGGGGACAUGAUAUGAACAGUAGUAGUGUUUCCAUAUCUCAUUUUAACGAUGUAGCUGGUAUAACUGAUGUCAAAAUAGAGGCCAGUGAAACGGAUUCCGAAAGCGCUGGACUGGCUCUUACUGAUGACAUCAUCUUUCAGAUAUACCCUUUUAGUGCUGCUGUGCCUGCUGUGCUAGAGGCACGGAACAAAGAACAGGCUGCCUUUAUACCUCAAAAAAGUGUUCUGUGUGAGUACAUAUGUGCAGUACUGUGUGAUAUCCUGCACUCACAGAGGGAUCCACUAGCUCUGUGUUUGACUCUGCAAAACUACGAUACAGAGCUUCUCUCUCCUCAGAAAUGUACCUCACAUCAUUCCUCUAUUUCUGACUUCCACAAGUAUUACUUUAAAUGGCUCUCUCAUCUACUUCCAGAAACACCGUUUACCCUGGUGCAGUCCGCUUCUCCUGUGUCUGUUUUAGAUUUUUCUUCCUACUUAAAGGCAUGCUACUGCGAAGGACCUGGAACUUUUCUUCAGGACUCAUUCUGGAAAGAUCUAGAGCAGUUUUUGUCCACCUUAAAAUUACCAAAGUUUAUUGGGGCUUUCAAUCAAACGCUGAUGUAUCUACAGUAUUUUGUAGAGACAUUCUGCUUGGCCCCUGAAGACCAGGCAGUCGAGGUUGUGGACUGUAUGCUUAUGGUGCUACAUGCUUUGUUUCUCAAACUAUUCAGCAUUCCUGAAACCCCACCUACCUCGUCAGAAACACAGGAGGAGGAAUCUUUUUAUUCUGAUGUGAACGUCACAGCUAUUCAAGAAGUCAGCAAAGAGCAGGUUUUACUUGCUGUGUUCAGAUUGGUGUUCAAUCACCCAGUUUUGCAGCAGUGGUUCUUUUCAUUAGAGAUGGGAGUGAUUCCAUCUCCCUCCCUGGACAUAAACAGGGUGCAACAGCUCUGUGGUCAACUGACUCAGGGUGUGCUCAACUUGCUGACGCUCUGUGUUGAGACUCUUAGAGAUUUUCAUGCCCUGGAGGUCAUCAGCCCUUACUUGUCAGCCAUACAGCAAGCCUUGCUCAAUGAGCUACAACUGAGCAGAAGGUCUUUGGUGAAACAGUCUCAGACUGUUGAAGCCUUUCUGGCAUUGUUUGAGUGCAUGGAUCCGUCCAGUGUGAGUGAGGUGCUUUCAGCCCUGCUGCUGCUGCCUCAGAGAAGACUGUUGACUGGCGGUAACAGGAUGAGUCUGUAUGGUCAUGCUGUCUUGACAAUACUCACCAAGAGCAUAUCUCAUGACCUCUCUGGAAACACCUUGCCCUGUCUGUCUCAGGUGCACUUGCGCAGUCUCGCAGCUCUAUACAGCUCCUGCUACAGUGUUGAAAUGGAAGAUUUUUUUCUACAGAUGCUGCGCAGAGAGCCUGGCUGUGCUAAACUGAUCCCCACUGAUAUCGUUCUCCGCUGCCUUCAGUGCCAUUCUUCUUUAGAACUUGCAGCCCUACUGGUGCAGAACUGUUCCACUCACUGUCUAACCUUCGAGCUUUGGUGCCUAGAACAGACUGACAUUACGCACAUCACAACUCAAAACACCAGCUUCCUUUCUUUACUAAGCAGCUACCUUCAGCGGGUUACCAAUGAAGACCCAUGCAGACCAAAAGACAUUGAAAAGGCAGUCCUGCAGCUGCUGACUAAAGCUUUGCUGGAUGAGUUGUCAAGCUCAGUGAUGCAGGUAGAUACUGAUGUGCCCUUGGAACUGUGUGUGGAGCUGCUUUCUGGACUUAUCCCACUGGGGGCUAUGGCUUCAGAUCUCAGUAGAUUGAUGCGUGAUUUACCAGCCCUCCUCGAGAAACCAGAAAUGACUGACCAAAGAUGGCGAUUGGCAGACUUGAUCACUGAGAAGUUAACAGGCACACCAGAAGAAUUGCAGUGGAGGAAAACUUUGCUCACUUCUGCCUUCAGCUGGUUGUCAGCAACUUAUAAGAAACAUACGAAGCCACUUGUCCAGACUGAGGAGACCAUGUUGCAGAGGGUGAAGACAUUGCUGAGUUCCACAGAGAAUAUUACAGAUUUGGACUGGAACAUCUUUGUGAAGUCGGGUUUAAAAUAUCGCUACAAAGAUAAAAUGUUCCUGUGCACCCUCAACUCUUUGUUGGAGCCAGUGUACAAAACUGUGCUGACAACUCAAGGAUUGUUGCCCAUGGAAACCCUCCACAUUAUGGUCACUAGUCAUUCUCUCUUCUUGCCCACAAUGCUGGCACCCCAGAAUGACCCAGACAGUAGUCUUUACUCUAAGGAGGCACUAGUAACCCUCCUGCUCACCAUUGUAAAAAAAUGUCCUGAGGUCUGCAAAAGCAAUCAUUUUCAUGUUCUGCUUGGUGCAUAUGGUGCUACAUUGAGCAACGCAGAUCAGAAAAUGUUAUUGCUUCUUAAAGAAUAUGAGAAGAAUAACUCGAGUUUGAUGGAAUUCCAGUACUUGCUAUGGGGUCAUGCUGCAGUGGAGUACCACAAAGCACGGAAGAGUCUCGGUCCAUCGCUGUGGCAACAGCUCAGCUCUGAGAUGCUUUUGGACCAACUGGAUGCGGACAGGAUGUUAAAAACUGUAGCACACUUUCCACUAUACCGGCAUCUUAUCCCACAGGUGAAUGAAGAGUUUACCUACACAGAAGAAAAAGAUGGAUUUCCAGAUCAGAUGUGUCUUUAUGAUCCUUCCUUCCUUAUUCCCUUGUUCAGCUACAUUGUCCGGCCAGAGUCUGUGUUGGAUUGCCGAAAGUUUGUAUGCAGUCACGCACUGGGCCUUACAAUAGUGGCUCUAAGCAGCUAUGAUUACAAAAUGAGAGCUGCAGCUUAUCACGUCCUGGGUUCCUUCUACCAGCAUGUGGAAUCUGUUCAUUUCAAAGAGAAAAAACAGCUGCUAUAUUUGUUGGAUACACUCAGAAAUGCGAUUCAGAAGCCGAAUCUCAGAGUCUCUUUUAUGCAUGCUACCUAUGUUGCAAAAGUGGCUGAGCAAAUUCUGAGACCUGAGGAGCACAUGUACUUGGUGAUCAGUAAGUUUCUUUUGGGAACCCAGUAUGUGGAUCUCAAAAGGGUUCCAGACUUCUUCAGACUUUUCUAUAGCUUUGAUUUAGAGCAUAAACUGGAGAGGGAGUGGCUGUUAAAAGUGCUGGAAGAAGGUAUGAAAGACAGGCUCUGCUAUGAGCUGUGUGAACAGCAGAGCAUCUUUCAUACACUCCUGGGUUUCUGUAGCAGUCCACUCUGUGACCAGCCUGUCCAGAUUCAGAUUAUAAAUGUACUCCGGGAGACUGCUUAUUUCACCAAAGCAUCACGUGACUUUAGCAAGGCUCAUGGAAUCCUAACAUGGAUAUUACAACUUAUAGAAAGAAAGAAUGUUGACCGACGGAUUUUUGCAGUUGUAAUAGGCCUGCUCCAUACUUUGUGGUUCUCUAACCUUGGCAAGACAGACAGUAGGGUGUGGUGGAGUGGGAAAGCAGACAUGCAAAUAAACACUUCAGACAAACACCUCCCUUUUUCACUUACCAAUGACUUCCUGUGUACCCUGCUCUCAGUCAUCAGAUAUCUCCGGACUGGAGUGGAACCAUUAGACAUGGAAAGUUUCCUGCAAACGCUGGAUUCUGUGUUAAAGCAUCAUGCCACUGCAUUAAAUGCGAGCACUGAUGCAAAUUGGGUACAUCCCCAGACACUGUCCUGCUCAGCUGCUCUUGCCCUGCUUUACUGCUGGGGAACACUGGCAUGUGAUACAACACUGCUCUGUCGCCUUCAAGAUGUUUUCAAAACGCACAGCCUUAAAGUACUGUAUGGAGCAUGGCAGGAAGAUGUGCAAGGAACAAGCCAUUGCAAGCAUGAACAUACUGAGAAAUAUGUGCAGUCUUUGAUGAAAUGCAAACCUCUUCUCCUGAGUGUUUUUACACACUGGAAACCAUGGGCUAGCCUCUCUAACCAGUCUAACCAAACCCUUAUCCCAGCAACUGUAUCGCCACCCACCUCUCAUCCUUAUCCUGAUAAAAGUGUUGUGACUUCAACUGCCAACACACUCAUCAAAUGGACACUGAGGACCUUAUCUGAAAUGCCUUUUGAUGAAUGUCGUACAUUUGCAACCUUGAAAUGGUUGGAAAACGUUUUAUUGCCCAGUGAAGCCAUUGCAAAGUCUUUCAUAACUGAUGAAGCUAUGAGAGCUGACCUUUUAAGACUGUACCACCAGACAUGCGAGUUCAAAGUGCCAGAACGAAACACUUCCAAACUGGACACACUUCAGGUUUUUACUACAGUUAUGGUGCACUUGUUAGAGGUUGAAAAAACUCUUCACCCAAAUGUGAUUAAAGCAUGCUUGCACUCAACUACUGAUGAUCUAGUUAAAAAAGAAGCAGGACUGAAGCUAUUGUCCUUGUACCUUCCUGAGAUCUGGAGUGGAAGCAAAAGACCUCAGUUACUCCUGACACAUGCUCAGCUGAUAACUAGAAGGAGAAAAAACUCCCAGAAGCAAUCCAGAACAGCCAUCAUGCGAAUAUGUAAAGACAUUCUGUCUGCUGUUGACUAAUCUUAGCUAGUUUGAAAUUAUAAAUAUUUUGCAACACCUUGAAUUUAUAAAAGAUUUCAUUAAGAACUGUUUCGAAAGAUUCCAAGUUUAAUUUUUAGGGAUAUUCUUAUAAUUCAUUGGAUGCAUAACUAUACAAGUAAUUUCAGAGAUGAAGUCAUUUUGAAAGAGAAGAAAAUUUUUGUUAAUAUCUAUGUGGCCAGAUAUGUAAUGUUUAACCCAGGCUUAGUUUUGUUUUAUUUGUUUGUAUAAACAAAAUUUAUUUAGUAUUAACCUAAAAUGGGAUGAACAAAUUUAGAAUAAAUAAAACAUUUGAAAGCCAAAAUAUUUGAAACAAUUCCCUUGUUUUCUAGACAUGUUUAAGUUUGGGGGGUAGGGAUAGUUGAUCAAUUUUAUUUUUUUUUUAAUCAAAAUCCUUAAUCAGUUAAUUGCAUUUUUAAAAUUAACCAAUGAUUUGUGAGCCUAAAAUGUUGUUUUGCAUAAUUUUCCCAUAGCUCACAUCUGUUAACUACAAUGUAGUUCCACUGUAUACUACAAGACUGUAUACAGUGGAACCUUGGAUUACGAGCAUAAUUUGUUCUGGGCGGGCUUGUAUUUCAAAAAUCAAAGUGAAGUUUCCCAUAAGUAAUAAUGGAAACUUAAAUUAUUCGUCCACAGCCAAGACUUGUUUGUUUUUUCAAUUUUAUAUAUAAAAUAUAUUUACUUUCCCUCAUAUAAAUUGAUUCUGUAUGUGGUGGUAGCUGCCGGGGUGGCAGGUGCCAGUGUGUGUAACAUACUGUAGAGUGCAUGUGCACAUGCAGGGCAAGGAGGGACUGACAACUAAAUAAAAUUAACAACUAAAUAUAAUUUUACCCAUUUUAUAUUGUAAAAAAAAAAAUCAAUUAAACAUGUUCAUUGUAUAUGUUGGGGUAACCACAAAACUAUUGCAUACAU